GUUUCCUGUGUUUGUAAACUGUAGCUCACGCUAGCUGAUGUGGCCGCAGCAAUAAGGAGACGGUUUUCCCCUUCACCCCCCCCAUACUCAAAGAAUUUAAGGGAAGGGUGACAAACCGGUACCAGAUGAUAGCAGUGAGCGUGUCUACUGCCUCAUUCUGAGUGACAGCUCCUGGCCCCUCCUCUCGUCCCUGUCCUCUUCAGUGAUGUCACACAUACCAACCACCUCGGUCCGUGACCAUAUGAAAUGGGCGGGACUGCUGGGAUGUGAAGCCGUCCUCUCCAGCAUGGCCCUGAUGCAGGCCAGCACCAUUUCUGCUCCAAAGAAGAUGAUGACAUCACUGUCCCCGCCCCCUCUCCCAGGCACCACUCAGAGGGACCUGCAGGGACACGCAAGCUUAACGGCCAUGACCUGCCCUCCGCUGCUUGUCCGUAAAGAAGGCGACUUUCAUGCCCAACGCCUGCUGGACGAGAAGGAAAUGAGACCAACCGAGGACAUGCAGCUGAAGAAGAAGAACAGGAAGUCAGGAACGCCCUGUAAAGUUCGAGAGCAGGAGGGGAAAGGAGGCAAGUCUGUUGUGGUGGACGAGAAUGGGAACUGUCCUCUUUCCAAAGUGCAGAAGAACUUCAUCUGCGAUCACUGCUAUGGCGCCUUCAGAAGCGGCUAUCACCUGAAACGACACAUCCUCAUUCACACUGGGGAGAAGCCAUUUGCUUGUGCCAUAUGUGACAUGAGGUUUAUUCAGCGUUACCACUUGGAAAGACACAGCCUCACUCAUACUGGCGUGAAACCGUAUGCUUGCACCAUGUGUGACAUGCGGUUUUUCCAACGUUAUCAUCUUCAGAGACACAGCCUCAUACAUACGGGGGUGAAGCCCUACGCUUGCUCCAUGUGUGACAGGCGUUUUUUCCAACGCUACCACCUGCAGAGACACAGCCUCACUCAUACGGGGGUGAAGCCGUAUGCUUGUUCCAUGUGUGACAUGAAGUUUUUUCAGCGUUACCACCUGCAGAGACACAGCCUAACCCAUACGGGGGUGAAGCCGUAUGCUUGUUCCAUGUGUGACAUGAAGUUUUUUCAGCGUUACCACCUACAGAGACACAGCCUAACCCAUACGGGGGUGAAGCCAUAUGCUUGCUCCAUGUGCCAUAUGAGGUUUUUUCAGCGUUGUCACCUUCAACGACACACUCUCACCCACACGGGGGUGAAGCCAUUUGCUUGCACCAUGUGUGAUAUGAGGUUUUUUCAACGCUACCAUCUCCAGAGACACAGCAUCACCCAUACGGGGGUGAAGCCUUACGCUUGUUCCAUGUGUGACAUGCGUUUUUUCCACCGUUACCAUCUGCAGAGACACAGCCUCACUCACACGGGGGUGAAGCCUUAUGCUUGUAACAUGUGUGACAUGCGUUUUUUCCAACGCUACCACCUGCAGAGACACAGCCUGACCCAUACGGGGGUGAAGCCGUACGCUUGCUCGAUGUGCGACAUGAGGUUUUUUCAACGUUACCACCUACAGAGACACAGCCUCACUCAUACGGGGGUGAAGCCGUACGCUUGUUCCAUGUGUGACAUGAGAUUUUUCCAGCGUUACCACUUGGAAAGACACAGCCUUACUCACACGGGUGAGAAGCCAUUUGCAUGUGAUAUGUGUGACAUGCGCUUCAUCCAGAGAUAUCACCUGGAGAGACACAAACGGGUACACAGCGGAGAGAAACCGUACCAGUGUGAACGAUGCCAACAGAACUUCUCAAGAACAGAUCGGUUGCUCAGACACCGCCGGCUGUGCCAGGGAAGGGCUGUGGCAAAAGUGGAGGCCACGGCCUGCUGUGAGCCUCGCCCAUUUUCUCAAGACCCACUCCCGGCCCCACCUCCAGCUCCGCCCAACACCUGGAGUCGACUGGCAGUCUGACAUUCCAUCACACCAACCAGCACGAAAACGGGGGGAAAGAACCACGAGCACAGUCCUGGCGCUUUGCCUGCUGCCACACUCUGCAGUGGAGGGAAGAUAUAAAUAAAUAAAAACAAGAUUGACGUAACAAGGAGAACGAUGAACGAAAUGCUUCUUUACCUUAUUUGUUUUAUCAGUCAUUUUAAAAGAGGGGGGACCUGUUGUGGAUUUUUUUUUUCAAUGUUUAAACAGUUUAUUUACUUUUUUUUUUUUUUAACAAAGUUUCAGACAUUUUGUUGGCUCGAUGGUUAAUCACAAUGAAUUGCAUUCGCCGAAACUACCUACAGUUUUAGCUUGUCGCAACCCGUCACAGAUUGACAUUUUGUGAAAUGUGAGCUGCAUUUCGUCUUCAGCUUAGUGUUUAGAAUUUUUUUUUUUUUUUGUUUGUUUUUACAGUUUUCAGAUUUCAAAUUUAUAUUGUUUUUCCUCUCCGCUUUAGCAGCUCACACUUCACACUCACAUCAGCGCUGUGUGCAUAUGUAAAUAACUGCGUUAAACGAGUUUUACCAUAACACUCCUCUCCACAUAUACUGUCAUAUAACUGUUCAGUGUGUUACCCAUUAGCUAGCGAUAAAAUCUAAAUGUUUGAUGGUCAGAUAUUCUUUGCCAAUCAGAGUACUAACGCAAGGGAGUGUUUUUAUGAGCAGUGCUGCACUUCUUCCGAUCAUCAGAUCACUGGUUUGACAAUUCAGAAUAAAUUUCAACCUGUACACAUUUCAGUGGUGCAACAAAUAAUAAUAAUUUUGUCAUUAUAGACAGCAGAUUUUUUGGAUUUGUGUUGCUACUUAAAUGGAGUUUGGUAGCAGUGGGAUUGUCAAUUCCCUGGACAUCAAUCAUUUUUAGCCUUCAGAAAUGCCAAUUCUCACAACCCUGAUGGAGUUAAGUUGGUAACGCUGUUGACAUGAUGAUGACGACGACCCAACACCCCUGAUGUCCAUUCCAGUUCUGCGUUUUCUAGUGCUAAAGGAAUACUAAUGUUAAGCUCACAUCCAGAUGUUCUGGGUUAAAGCAGAGACAGGGCUCCAUGUGAGGCGCAGAGUCCCUGUCAAGACUUCUAACUCCUAAUCGCUUUGUUCUAAUGGACACAUUCUCUCCGUAUGAAAUCUACACAUUUAAAGACUUCACAUCUUUCAUGUCCAAGUUUGUGUUCUUGAAUUACCUUGUUUAACGGAUAUUUUGCUAAAAGCUUUCUUACCGUUAUAACACAGUGACUUUGUAAGACUACACAACCCAUUGUGCAUCUCUUCACAGCCUGAUCACCUUCAGCAGGAAAUGAAGAGAACGAGUGCAUGGGAGAGAAGGUUGUUUCCGGGAAGUUUUGUGAAGCAGAAAGACUGAACUGCUUUUACUCAGAAGUUAUUUACAGCUCUGUAUCAUGCUUUAAAUGCAAUUUGUACUUUUGUUUAUGGUUAGGUUUUGUCCUGUUUUGUGUAUGUGGUGUUUGAAAUUAACACACUGAUAACACACUGUCCUUCUGACAAGAUCUGGCAACCUGGUGCCCACUGAGAACGGGUCAGGAGCAAGGCUUGUCGGUGUUUGAUAAAAAAAAAAAUUAAUUCUCCCCCAAAGAAAUAAUAUGGAAAGUGUUUACUACAGUCAACGUGACAAUUUUAAGAUUGCUCUUAAAAUACUAGAGAGAGAGAAAAAAAAACGCUAAAAAUCCUCAAUUAGAAGAAUGCUGUUAAAUAUCAUGUCACCGAUUGUCAGCACAUUCCUCAUAACGACUCAAGCCACUUGUUUUUCUCACUGAUUAUAUUUCAUUUAUGUUUCAUGUUAUAAAAUAUAUAAACUGAUGGACUACAACCGUUUUAGUUCUGUAGCAACAUGCUAUGUAUUUCUUUUUUUAUUUCUUAUAUAAAUUUAAAACACUGGAGUGAAAAAAAUAACUAGACGUUUUUUUUUUUUUUUUUUUUUUUUUUUCUUUUUUUUCCUCUGGUAUUAAACCUAGCGUGUAGUUGUUUAGACAAAGCCGUCUCUUGGGAGCCAAGCGCUUUCCUCAUGCUGCCUCCGUAACCUUCAUGUAGGGAUUUAAAAAAGAAAAACUUUAGAGAAAUUUCCAGCCCGGUGUUUUAGUGAACUCUGUUUAGAAAUGUUAGAAAAGAAGGAAACUGCACCAGUCAUAGCUAACGGUAGUUCUGCUCUCUUGCAUGUCCUGGCAGUUUUCACUGUUUAAAAAAACAAAAACAAAAAAAAAACACUUUAUAUUGGUUUUUGUUCGAAAGACAUGUAUCGAUGAUAAGUGUAAAAUGAAUCCAGACCACCUCGUGAUCCGACUUUGUUGUGUGCAGUGAGAAGAGGGGCUUUCAUUACACCAAAAUAAAAUCUCUCAAAGAAAA
Clarias gariepinus (North African catfish) is the source of this 4284-nucleotide messenger RNA. It is a transcript of the gene znf740a, whose product is annotated as zinc finger protein 740a. NCBI's taxonomy places the organism in Eukaryota, Metazoa, Chordata, Actinopteri, Siluriformes, Clariidae. Gene Ontology annotation, cellular component: nucleus; PcG protein complex; transcription regulator complex. The transcript is spliced from 18 exons. The coding region runs from base 206 to 1909 and encodes 567 amino acids. Gene Ontology annotation, biological process: negative regulation of transcription by RNA polymerase II; regulation of immune system process; regulation of cytokine production. Gene Ontology annotation, molecular function: RNA polymerase II cis-regulatory region sequence-specific DNA binding; DNA-binding transcription activator activity, RNA polymerase II-specific. The record is from RefSeq and is a predicted model, not a curated record.